Molecule: messenger RNA, 2621 nt
Organism: Bemisia tabaci
Lineage: Eukaryota; Metazoa; Arthropoda; Insecta; Hemiptera; Aleyrodidae
Product: gem-associated protein 6
Biological process (GO): spliceosomal snRNP assembly; spliceosomal complex assembly
Cellular component (GO): SMN complex; nucleus
Source: RefSeq, a predicted model, not a curated record
GCGUCAAAGAUCGCACCACCUUCUCAUUCGACCGUGGUCUGCUAACCAAUCAAAACUUUCAGGCAGAGGAAACAAGUGCUCAGUAUUGGUUGACCGUGCUCCGAUUGGGCUCUUGGUCAUGUCAUCAAAUGGCAAGUCUCUUGUCUCUGCGCAAGUGUCAUAGGCAAGUGUUCAAAGUAAACAAACGUUAUCAACACCGCCAAUCGCCCACAUCACAUGCGGAUAUGGCAGCCCGAUCUAAGGAAAGUAUUCUUGAUGAUCCAUUGUAUUACUUAGAUUUCGUUCAAAAAUUCGUGCAGAUCAAGACUUUAAGCGACAAAGUAUAUCAAGGAACCGUUGUCACUGUGGAUCCUAAAUCAGACAAUGUUGUCCUCGUCAGUCACUCAGAUGGAAAACCCUGCAUUGAUAUCAUAAUGGGGCAUUCAGUACAGUCGAUUCAGAUCUGCAGUCAGGCAUCUGGAUCUUCUCUCCAAUGGAGCCUUGGCGAGAACCUACUCAAGUGUUUAGAAGACUCAGAUGAAUCAGCAGUAAGCGUUGAAGAAUUAUCGGCCCGAAAACAGCGGUUGAAAGUUUGGCUAUCGAAGAACUUGAUCACUGUAACAGAGGAGGGUAAUUUGUUAAAAUUAGACGAUGUUCUUGUCAUUCAUCCUCCAUACGGGGUGAAGCAAUGUACUAGUAGUAAUCAAAUUAUUUUAGGUAAAGUCCAAACCUUGGUUCAAAAAUUAUAUUCUCAGUCUCCAUCUUAGAAACUUUUAUUAUGAAUUGCAACGUCUCAUGAUUUGCGUUUUGGUAAAGUUGCAAUUACAAGGGUUGUCCCCCCCUCCCCUCCCCAUCCUCAAGGGGUUGAAACCCUUAACAUACUGACUGCCACGGUAUUUCUGUCUUUUUUUUCUUUGCUGGUGCUUGUGUGUUAUUCAGAAUUUUUUCAGUCAAAAACAUGCAACAGAAUAACUUCUGUAGUGCACUCAACAAAGGACACUAAGCUGAGCACAUAAACAUUCCAACACGCAUUGAUCUGAUGUCCAGCGGCCGCAUGAGCCACCAUUCUUUCCAAAAGAUUGACUGUCUGGCCCUUGUGCUGCUAGUGGCACCAAGAGGAAAUUUCUUGUUGGACAUGAGCUCAGCAUGGCAGUAUGGCAUCAUGUUGGAAAAAAGGAAUUUUUAUUUUUAAUUUUUUACAUAUUCAUGAACAACAAAGUUACUUUUGAAAGUAGGUAUAAUAUCUUCAAAAUAUCCAUGAUAAAUAUUAUUUUUUGCCCUUAUCCUCUUUCUCCAAAUUCAACAAAUAUUCAGCAAUUCGCUCUCACGCAUAUUCAACAAUAAAAAUAUUCACUUAUACAGCGCAAAUUUGCCCCUCUCGCCUUUCAUACAGAAGCCUCGUUGGCUCGGUAGGUAGUGCAUUCAAUUCCUGAUAGGCAGCACGUUCAAUUUCCGAAAGGUAGAUAAUAAUUUGAAAGUUGAUCUCUAGAAAAAUUAAUUGACGACAGAUCCAGAUAUGUUUAAAGUCUAUUUUUUUCUUUACAAUUUAUCAUUCCAAUCAAUUUUAGGAAGCAGGGAUUUUUUUGCACAUAACUUUUUACGUAAAGAAACUCGAUCUUUUUACGUAAAAAACCUCGUACUCUUCAUGAAUUUUUCCUGUAAAAAAGACAACAUCAGCAUUUCACUUUUGGUCUGUUUUAUGCCUUUUUUUUUACAAUUUUUUUUUUGUAAAUUUUACAUCUUUAUGCUGCUAGGGUAUCUUUCCCCCGAGGCUACAGGAAUUUGUGAUAGCCAUUAAAAAGUUUUCUGAUAUCAAAGAUGUUAACUAGAAUAAUCCAUUAAUCAAAUUAGUACUUAUGCUUAUAAUGAGGGUACAUCCUAGGUGUAAAAAAUGGAUAAAAAUUACCAGAGCAAUGCAAUGGUCUCUUGUUCAAUAAAUGAUGAGGGAUAUAAAUGAUUCUGAAACCUGCAGGUCUAAAUCAAACGAGGGUAAAAUUAACAGAUGCAAGUAAAAUAACUAAAAAUAAAUAUUAUUCAUAGAAUUGAAAACAUUCAUACAUAUACAAAAAUAGAUAACCAAGAUAAUACAUAGUAAUCUGAAAGGAUGGGUGUAGGUCAAGAGUAAAAGUACACUAGACACAAAAAGUUAGGUGAUAUUUUGAUCGCACGUAUAUAUUACAAAAAAUACUUCUCAGAGUUAUUUGCACAAACAAUUCUAAUUCAUCAUAAAUAUUACUGCUAUUAAAUGAAAUGAGAUGAUAAUCUGAUUUUAGGUAUAAAAUUGUAAUGCAACGAGAGGCUGAGUCGCUACGUUUUUAUUCUACUUUACAUUCAUCAUACAUUCCCCAUCCAAUUGCUUCUUAAGUGCUUAAGUUAUAACUAAAAUAAGUAGAGUAAACAGCACCAAUACGUUUUGAAUUUUUAAGUUUUACAGUCAUCUCACUACUCUGCACAUCAGUUUAGAUCCAAAAGGGGAAAACAGAUUUAGUGGCUACGUCAUUCAAUUUUCCCACCCAAUGCAAUUAGACUGUUUCAAUGUAGUUUAUUUGCCAUAAUUUUCAAGAGCAGCACUGUGAACAGCAAUACAUUCAGUGAUGUAACCACUAAGUCAGUCUAUUUAUUGAUCAAAGAAAAGAAAAGAG